UUAGAAUCGUCAUCAUCUUACAUGCCGACCCGCCCAAUGCCAAAUUCGACCACAAACCUUGCACAGUAUGGAAUAAAUAGGUACAGCUAGACUGCUCGCGGUCCGAAAGUAGCUGGAUUGUUGGAAUAAGCUGUUGCCCAUCAUCUCCGAAUCUGAUGGAUCAAGAAUCGGAAGAUGCUUCGACGAUUGAGUUGACCUACAUUUGGGGGUUGAAAAAGGGCUGCAUUCUUACCGCCCUCACGAUCGCUUAUCUUCCACGACCUGCAACGACUCUGCCCCCUGAUACAUACAAGCUACCCAAACGAUAUGGGCAUCCCCGAUGGGUUUGGUUCUGCCCUCAUUUCGGCUUUGGUCUCUGCUGCGUUAUAUGGCAUAACAACUCUCCAGGGACUUACGCGUAUUUCAUGCACUACUCUACCAACGAUACCUCGGUCAUGAAGUUCCUGGUUGCUGCCACGAUUCUUGAAACUCUACAUGUCUCGCUCAUGUGUCAUAUCUUGUAUUACUACCUGAUAACCAAUUAUGGCAUUCCAACAAGUUUGGAGUAUGUUGUCUGGUCAUACCCAGCAUCAUUUCUAGUGAUUAUACUCGUGGUUUCUGUGGUUCAAUUAUUCUUCGCACAUAAAAUAUAUUGCCUUUGUCGGCCUCGAUUAAAGUGGUUGUUGACCAUCCCAAUUAUACUAUUAGUACUUGUUCGCUUUGGAUCGGGCAUGGUGCUGGGUGUUUUCAUGUUCGUCCAUAACGAGGCCACCGUCUUUACACAGACCAGGUUUUCCCUUGUGAUCCCCACUGGGUCCCCCCUCAUACUAUCGGAGAGUUUGAUUACAGUGUCACUUUGCGUACUUUUGUAUGGUGGCUCUCGCGACGGGUUCCCAAGAAUGAAGCGUCUCCUGCACACGCUAAUCAUCUACGCUGUUAACCGGUGUUUGCUGACUCUACUGGUCGCCAUCGCAAUGGACAUUAUGACCGUUGAGGUGCAGGUUUCGUGGGCAAUGGGAUUAGACUUCAUCAUUGGAAGGUUAUAUGCCAACUCGCUUCUAGCAUCGUUGAACACCCGGCAAUACCUUCAAUCCCAGAGUGCCGAACCCUCAGUAGAUAUACACAUCGAUGCUAUCAACUUCGCGGACCCGCAGAGGCUUUCUGGGCAGGGAGAGAGUUCAAAGGAUGGAGAAAGGCAAUUCGGGGUAUGAGAAGUUGCUCUGAUUGAUGUCACGGCCGAUCCGACACUUGAUCAAACUACAACGUUGCAAAGAGAGAGCGACGUAUAAUUCUGUUGCCAAUCGUAUCCACCUCUUGUAAUAGUGAACUAGCCGAGAUGGACGUUGAUCUGGUUCAGGGUAUUGCGG
Molecule: messenger RNA, 1346 nt
Organism: Pisolithus orientalis
Lineage: Eukaryota; Fungi; Basidiomycota; Agaricomycetes; Boletales; Pisolithaceae
Exons: 22
Coding region: 156-1190 (344 amino acids)
Source: RefSeq, a predicted model, not a curated record